AUGAAUCCUAAUGCCUAUCCCGAUGAGGUAGGGUUGAGAGGGACACAGGGUCUCCCAGGAAAAGCUGGAUCCUUUGGGCCAAAAGGCAAGAAAGGUUCAGUAGGUGAAAGAGGACAAACAGGCCUUAGUGGAAGCCAAGUGAGGGAGUUGCAAGCACAACUGAAGGCCGUGCAGGCUACUGUCAGCAAAGCCCAGAAAGUCCUGCUUUUCCCAAAUGGCAUGACUGUCAGUGAAAAAAUAUUCAAAACUGAGAGCUCCGAAGGCAAUUUUGAGACUUCAAAAGCUGCAUGUUCCAAAGCUGGUGGCCUUCUUGCUUCUCCAAGGAAUUCUGCAGAGAACAGCGCCAUCCAACAAAUAGCAGCUAGGCAUAAAAAAAUGCCAUUUCUUGGACUAAAUGACAUACAGACAGAAGGCACAUUUAAGCAUCUAAAUGGUGAAGCAUUAGGAUACUCUAACUGGGCAUCAAACAAACCAGAUAAUUCUGAAGGAAUAGAGGACUGUGUAGAAGUGCGUCCAAGUGGCAAGUGGAAUGACAAAUCCUGUGCUGAGAAACAAUUGAUAAUUUGUGAAUAUUAA
Malaclemys terrapin pileata is the source of this 576-nucleotide messenger RNA. Its product is annotated as pulmonary surfactant-associated protein D-like. Bases 1 to 576 code for a protein of 191 amino acids. The record is from RefSeq and is a predicted model, not a curated record. NCBI's taxonomy places the organism in Eukaryota, Metazoa, Chordata, Testudines, Emydidae. The transcript has 4 exons.